This is a messenger RNA of Eucalyptus grandis, 483 nucleotides long. Its product is annotated as toll/interleukin-1 receptor-like protein. Gene Ontology annotation, biological process: signal transduction. Lineage: Eukaryota; Viridiplantae; Streptophyta; Magnoliopsida; Myrtales; Myrtaceae. The record is from RefSeq and is a predicted model, not a curated record. The transcript has a single exon. The coding region runs from base 1 to 483 and encodes 160 amino acids.
AUGGCGAGAGAAGAGGCCAAGUCAGGAACUGCAACCAGUAACGACUACGACGUGUUCUUGUCCUUUCGAGGACCCGACACUCGCAACAUAUUCGCAGAUUUCCUCUAUGUGUUCAUGAAAAACAAGGGAAUCCGCGUUUUUAGGGAUGAGGAAGAGUUAUCGCCGGGAGAAAAGAUCUCAGAGAUCUUGCGAGCAGUAGAAAGCUCUCAAAUAUACAUUCCUAUUUUCUCCAAAAACUAUGCUUCGAGUAGGUGGUGCCUCCGAGAGCUGAAAUACAUGGUGGACGGCCAUGGCAAACACCCAUCGAAACGAAUACUACCUAUCUUUUACAAUGUGGACCCAGAGGAUGUUAAGCUUGAAACAGAGUUGUACAAAAGCGCCCUAACCGAGCAUGAGGAGGACCCCGACUGCACUGACUGGAAGGAGGCUUUGACCUCGGUGGCUAGAAUCAAGGGGUGGCAUAUAAAAGAUCAAAGGUACUGA